UCCUAUGCUAGAAUCAAGGGAAAAAAAAAAAAAAAGAUUUAGAUUAGAUUCAAAGACAGGAUCUAGAGUCUAGUCUAGAUCUAGACAUCUAUAUUCAAAUAUCAGUUAUAAAAAAUACAUUAUUGGUAGACUUUAUGAUAGACUAAAAACACACUGAUACUAUGAUGUACUUUGAUGAUGAGCUCAGAUACUAAAGAUAUUUUACCUACAAAAUUUGUUGUCCCUCCAUCAUCUCAUCUCAGAUGUCCUAUUUGUGGUGGGCUUUAUCAUGACCCAGUCAUCAAUAUCAAGUGUGGGCAUACUUUUUGUAAAAACUGUGCAUUCAUCACUACUUACUGCCCAUUGGAUAAGUCCCAUUGUGAUACCAGCCAACUUGUUGUCAACAGAUUAGUUGUUGGUCAGAUAGAGGAUUUACAAAUUUACUGUUGCCAUGGGUUAAAGAAGAAAGAAGAUGGAGAUUUUGAACUUGUUCCUGGGUCCUGUGCAGAAAUUUUAAACUAUUGCAAACGUGUUGAGCAUGAGAGUGCAUGUCCUUAUGCUCUUGUCCCGUGCCCCAAUUCCAAACUGUGCAGCCAUGUACCAAGAAAAGAUUUAGAGAGUCAUCUUAGCAACUGUGUCAAUCUUUCUUGCCCUUAUUUCAAACAAGGAUGCACAUUCCAGAGCAACAAGGUGAACAUGGUCGAUCACAGCAAGCAAUGUGCAUUUAAAGAAAGUGGUAAGCCUAACAAUCACCUGGCACAGAAAAUUCAAGAGUUGGAACUUAUGGUGCUGAAUGUUCAAAGUGAAAAUGCUAUGUUAGCCUCUAAAGUAGUUGCACUGGAAGAAGAAAAAAAUCAUAUGGCUUCACAGCUAGAAAAAAACUGGAAUUUUAUACAGACUUUGCAUAAAAAAUUAGAAACGCUUAGUUUAAAAAUUGAUCAGUUGAAAGAACCAUCCACUCCUAAACGACCAACUUCUGGUGUAUUAGAUGGAGUUAGCAGUCCACUCAUUUCCAGCAUCAAUCCAUUAACUUCAACAAGAGCAUCCAAUUCUGGCAAAUACUUAGAAAAGUGGGAGAUGCCCUUUCAGUUUAAAUGUAUAGGCACACUCCGGGGUCAUAAAGAUGUGGUAUGGGCAUUGACCACUAGGAAAGGUAAACUGUACAGUGGUGGUGCUGAUGGAAUCAUAAAAAUAUGGAGUUUGGAACAACUGGCUGUAGGGUGUAUCACCAACAUCAAUGCUCAUAGAGGAAUUAUUUGUACAUUGACUUCAUGGGCCAACACUGUUAUUUCAGCUGGUGCUGACAUGUCCAUUAAGUUUUGGGAUGUUGACACAUAUGAACUCAAGUCAGUCAUAGAGAAUGCUCAGGACAACACAAUUUGUUCUUUAUUAAUUUGUGAAGGAUUCUUGUUUUCUUCAUCAUUUUCUGACAUCAAGGUCUGGGACCUUAAAACAUUGGCACAUAAAGUAACAAUAGAAGGGGCCAAGCACUGGGUUAGGGCUUUAGCUCUUAGUGAAAAUAAAGAUAAACUCUAUAGUGGUUCCCAUAAUGCAAUCAAUGUCUGGGAAACCAGUGAAAAUUUUCAGCAGUUGGCAACAAUUGAAAGGGAAUUUGGAUCUGUGUAUUCUCUAGUGGUGAGCAAAGAUUACAUUAUCGCAGGUACUUCAGGUACUUAUAACCAAAACAUUCACAUUUUCAACAUUGAUACCCAUGAAUUUGUCUUGAACCUAUGUGGACACCUGGGCACUGUCACCACUCUAGUCAUCUCCCCAUCAGGACGUUUCUUGUUUUCAGCAUCCCAUGAUUCCAAUAUACAGAUGUGGGGUUUAGAGAAACUGUUACCCAUACAGACAUUGUCAAGGCAUCAAGGAAGUGUAAACGCCCUGACUCUUCAUGGAGACUUUCUAUUGUCUGGCUCAGAGGACCAUGAGAUUAAGGUAUUUAGGUAUUUUCCUCUGCAAUAAGUUCCAACUGUUAAAUGGCAUCAUGUGAAGUGAAAUGUCAUCAUUCUGGACAAAGACUUCAUACUGGUUGUAAAAUCAUAGAGCACAUUGCUUUUAAGUUAGAGAAAGUAAAACUUCAACAAGAUUUGUUUCAUUUUAAUGCAUUGUAUCUGUAUAGGACUUGCUCUAUAUGACAACUUAAUAUUAUAGAGUAAUGAACUAGAAAGAAUGCAGGCAACAUUUAGUAUGAUACUAACUUAAAGCUGCUAUUACUACAAAGUGUUUUUGUAUCUACCGGUACUCUAUUUUUAUUACUUUGUUACAACUGAAAAUGACUUAUCAUUUCCAAGUUGUAUCUUCUACUGUUGAUUUUAAAUCUGCCAUCUCAAUUGAUGGCAUUACAUUUAUUCCUGGUGCUUUCCUGAGAUUUCAUUUCUGUUACUGUUAUCAAUAUUAAUGCUUUUUAAAUCAGAGCUAUUUAUUUGUUACAUUUUUUACUGUAUGUGCUAAUAAUUUGUUGUACAAUUUUGUUGAUCUGAAAUCUAAAAAAAUGUUUCUGGGUCUAUUAUUGAUAAAGGUAAUAGAUCUAAUUUUAUUGUAAUUUUUGUACUUCAGCAUUUUACACCAUGUUAAUAUAAAAUGCAUUUCAAUAGACAUAGUUAAGGUUUUAUUAAGUUCUGUAGUUGCGUUAAUAAUCAAAUAUCUUCUUCCCAAGGCCUUAACUUAACUGAAAUUAUAUUUCUGCAGUCUAUCUGUAAUAUAGGUUCUAGCCUAAUAAGAAGAUGCUUUGUCUUAACAGUAAACCAGUAUUACUGACUUUUUCAUUAAUUUGUUAUGACAAAUCUUAGUUGACUAAUAAUAUUGCCUUACACAAGUUUUUGACAUUUUUUAUCUUGUCAUAAUGCUGGUAUAUUAAAAUAUUAUUCCUUUACUGUUCUUUCAUCAUAUACAUUCCUUCAGUUUCUCUGUGGCAGCCACAUUGUUAGACUUUAUUUUGGAAAAUACAAGCAUUUUUUUUUAAUUUUUUUUUGCAAGACCAUUAUCUUACUUGUAUUGGGUCAUAUUUCAACUGUCAACAAUUGCUGUGCACAGACCAAUUCAUUGGUGAAAUAGAUAUGAAUCCUAAAUGUUGCUUAGUGUGAAUUCUUUUGUAAGAAUUAAGAAGUUAGCUCCAUAAAUGCCAUAUUUUUAAUGCUGAUGAAUAUAUUUCUGACACUGACACAUUAAUUGAAUCAUUUUGAAAACACAAUUUUGCUGAGUAAAUGGGAUAAAUUUAGAGCAGAGAAAUGCAAAGGUCACACUCAUCCCAGCAUAAAUCUUGAGCACCUUCCAUUUAGCUAAUAACAAAACAAGAUGUUAUUAUGAAUCAAUUGUUUAAUUAUGAAUCAAUUGUUUAAAGUUUUAUAAAGUUCAAGAAAUACUUGUUUGUUUUGCUUUCUCCCUACACUCAGUAAUAGAUAGUACACAAGUAGCACUAUAAUGAGCAUAUAUAAAUAUGUACUCUUUUAUGCAAAUCUGCAUAAUGUUCCAAAGUAUUUGAUUCCAUUCAUUUUGCAUAAACCUACACAAACAUCAGCAUAGUCAUAACUUUGUGAUUGUUUAAAAAGAAAACCUAUAUGAAAUUGUGAUGAUGAUGAUGUAUGUAUUUCGUGUCAGUUUUACUGCAAGACCCAUUCGACUUGUGAUCUAUGUCUUAACUAUGUUCUUAUUACCUAUGAUUAAAUGAAAGAAAUAAAAUGCAUUGUUAAUUUUUUAAAC
Messenger RNA from Biomphalaria glabrata, 3681 nucleotides. Its product is annotated as E3 ubiquitin-protein ligase TRAF7-like. Gene Ontology annotation, molecular function: protein binding; zinc ion binding. Gene Ontology annotation, biological process: Notch signaling pathway; ribosomal large subunit assembly. The transcript has 14 exons. The coding region runs from base 175 to 1944 and encodes 589 amino acids. The record is from RefSeq and is a predicted model, not a curated record. Gene Ontology annotation, cellular component: nucleolus. Lineage: Eukaryota; Metazoa; Mollusca; Gastropoda; Planorbidae.